GUGGCGGCGGCUGCGGGACGUCCGUGCGGCUGCACGGCCCGGCGCGGGCGGCGGGGCCGUGCCCUCCCUCUCACCGCGCUUCCCCUCGCCGCUGCCCGCGUGCGAUCGAUGAUGGCGGAGCAGCUGCCCCCGGGACCCCCCUCGGUGAUUUUUUGCCAGGACUCGCCGAAGCGCGUCCUGGUCUCCGUUAUCAAAACCACCCCGAUCAAACCCUCCCCGGCGUGGGGCGGGGGCGAGGAGCCGAUGCCCGUCCCGCCGGUCCCCACCAGCCCCGGCUUCAGCGACUUCAUGGUCUACCCGUGGCGCUGGGGCGAGAACGCGCACAACGUGACCCUCAGCCCCGGAGGCGGCGACAGCACCCCCGGCCCCUCGGCGCUGCCGCCGCCCCGCGGGGCCGCGGGCAGAGACCCCGCCGGGGACGAGGAGCCCGCGGAGAGCGGCGGCCGCCACCGGCACCCCAAGGAUGGCAUCAGACGCGGCCGCCCCAGAGCAGACACCGUCCGAGACCUGAUCAGUGAAGGAGAGCACUCCUCCAGCAGGAUACGCUGCAAUAUCUGCAACAGGGUCUUCCCACGGGGGAAGUCACUGCAGGCCCACAAGCGCACUCACACGGGUGAAAGGCCCUAUUUAUGUGACUACCCAGAUUGUGGGAAAGCCUUUGUGCAGAGUGGGCAGCUCAAAACUCACCAGCGUCUCCACACAGGAGAGAAACCAUUCGUCUGCUCAGAGAAUGGCUGUUUGAGCAGAUUCACACACGCAAACCGUCACUGCCCCAAACAUCCCUACGCCCGGCUGAAGAGGGAGGAGCUCACGGACAGGCUGACCAAGAGGCAGACGGCUGACAACAAAGCUGUGGCUGAGUGGCUAGCAAAGUAAGUUCCCUCGUGGUCUCACCUUCCUUGAAAUACUUAUAAGGGUGGUCUGACAAAGCAUUUUCUUCUUCAGGACAGUAAAACCC
Messenger RNA from Neopelma chrysocephalum (saffron-crested tyrant-manakin), 958 nucleotides. It is a transcript of the gene ZNF367, whose product is annotated as zinc finger protein 367. Gene Ontology annotation, molecular function: DNA-binding transcription factor activity, RNA polymerase II-specific; RNA polymerase II cis-regulatory region sequence-specific DNA binding. The coding region runs from base 109 to 876 and encodes 255 amino acids. NCBI's taxonomy places the organism in Eukaryota, Metazoa, Chordata, Aves, Passeriformes, Pipridae. Gene Ontology annotation, biological process: central nervous system development; regulation of transcription by RNA polymerase II. The transcript has 4 exons. Gene Ontology annotation, cellular component: nucleus. The record is from RefSeq and is a predicted model, not a curated record.